This is a messenger RNA of Mytilinidion resinicola, 1021 nucleotides long. RefSeq lists its product as uncharacterized. Bases 260 to 1021 code for a protein of 253 amino acids. The transcript has a single exon. The record is from RefSeq and is a predicted model, not a curated record. NCBI's taxonomy places the organism in Eukaryota, Fungi, Ascomycota, Dothideomycetes, Mytilinidiales, Mytilinidiaceae.
CAUUGCGGCUGAGAGCUGAUGGCCGCAUGUGGCGAAGCGUUAGUCAGCUUUCAGCUCACCACCUCAAGGCAGAAUCACCACGACGACAUCUCCUAUCUGACAACCACAAAGCCCAAAUCUAAGGCUUGAACAACAUUACAAUCCAAAAACCAGCUUCUAGCAGUUAACACCACAAAGCUCAACUUACUAAAAGUCCCCGUCUGAAGUUCCUCAACCUACCCCUUUUGGAAUAUCAUCGUAUAGUAUCCCAAGAUAAACCAUGGCCGACACCUACGCCCCCCCACCAGGCGCAUGGAACCCCCCCGACGUUCACCCAGUCUACCAACCUAACGCCAGCUCCUACGAAAACCUCGCCAACCCCCUCAUGGACGCCCCACCCCCCCUCUCUCCAGAGCUAGACCCCUCGAAGCCCGCGCGCCACCGUCGCCGCCGCCGCCAUCGCGACGAAGCCCCUGAAGACCUAAGCGAAGACCCUCGCCAUCAAACCGCCAACUCUCCAUCCCGCAGCGGCCCGCCCAAGCCCCGCGACCGCACGAAGUCGACCUCGCCAGACCAGCCCCAACCCCAAAGCCUGAUCGGGCGCUUGUACCGCACGCUGCUCUCGCGCGUCGACGGCCGCUCUCGCGCGGCCUCGCCCGACCGCCCGCACGACGUCCAACCCUCGCGCCCCUCUUUCUCCCCAGAGCAGCAGCGGCGCGAAAGCCACCGCCGCAGCCACCGCCGCGACGAGCAGGUUCAAGGCUCGUCUCCAGACAAGCGGCGGCACCGCAAGAGCCGCGAAGAGCGCGGCGUCUCCCCGUUCUCGCCAUCCCACCGCCCGUCGCCGGAGCUCCACGGGCCCAAGGGCGAGCGGGCGCAUCGCCGUAGCCACCAGCCGCGCCAUCAGCUAUCCCCGAACGCGCCACGGCGGCACGCGAAGCGCGAGCAUCGCAGUCGGAGUAAGGAGCCCGACGCGGAGGAGAAGCGGGGGGCGCAUCGGCGGAGUCGGGCGCGGGGGGAUGGGGAGGAGAUGGGGGAGUGA